This is a messenger RNA of Chironomus riparius, 198 nucleotides long. The record is from the annotation of a GenBank genome assembly. NCBI's taxonomy places the organism in Eukaryota, Metazoa, Arthropoda, Insecta, Diptera, Chironomidae.
AUGCACUUGCAGUCGCUAAUUAUAGUCAUAAGUCAAUUAUCUCUAAUUUUCCUAACACCAUUCAAUAUGCUUUAUACUUUUGUACACAAAAAUAGUUUGCAAUCGAGAGAUAUAGCUGUGAUUUUCAACCUUACCAACUGUAUUACUUUGGUCAGUUAUAAGAGAAAUAAAAUAACUGAAUUUUCAUGUGCAAUUUAA